Molecule: messenger RNA, 5877 nt
Organism: Callorhinchus milii (elephant shark)
Lineage: Eukaryota; Metazoa; Chordata; Chondrichthyes; Chimaeriformes; Callorhinchidae
Gene: kat6a
Product: K(lysine) acetyltransferase 6A
Exons: 18
Coding region: 171-5672 (1833 amino acids)
Biological process (GO): regulation of DNA-templated transcription; nucleosome assembly
Cellular component (GO): MOZ/MORF histone acetyltransferase complex; nucleosome
Molecular function (GO): DNA binding; histone acetyltransferase activity
Source: RefSeq, a predicted model, not a curated record
UGAGUUUGCUCGUGGUGAGAGACUGUGGGCGAUUGGCUUUGAUUUGGAGAACGCCUAUGCUAUGGUGAACUGUUUCUUGUCUCGGAGAAAUCUAUUUUUGUUAUGUGUGGAACUGGUUCAACACAGAGAUAAGGGGUAAAGCUCUCUGUGGUUAUUGGGAAUCAUCAGUCAUGGUGAAGCUUGCUAAUCCGUUAUACACGGAGUGGAUCCUGGAGGCCAUCCAGAAAGUUAAAAAGCAGAAACAGAGACCUUCUGAGGAAAGGAUUUGCAAUGCUGUCUCCUCGUCCCAUGGAUUAGACCGGAAAACGGUGCUGGAACAACUGGAACUGAGCGUGAAAGAUGGGACGAUCUUAAAAGUUGCAAAUAAGGGACUUAAUUCGUACAAGGACCCAGAUAAUCCAGGACGGAUUGUGCUUCCAAAACCUCGGAAUCCAUCAAAGUCUGAUGCUAAACACAAUGUUGACUGGAAUAAACUCCUCAAAAGGGCAAUUGAGGGUUUAUCAGAGGCCAAUGGGUCAUCAUUGAAGAGUAUUGAACGUUUUCUGAGGGGGCAGAAGGAUGUGAUCGCAGCGUUUGGAACCGGCACCGCUUCGUCCCUCCACCAGCAACUGAGGCUAUCCCUCAAGCGGGCCGUGAGCCACAACAGGAUCGUCAAGGAUGGGCCUCUGUAUCGGCUCUCGCGGGGCAAAUCGAGUGGUGACGGCAAGCAGGGACACGAGUCCAUCUCUUGCCUCCCGCCAGUCAACCUGCUGACCCACGAAAAGGACAAGUAUGAAGCAAAGCUGCGUAAAGGGCAACUUAAAGCAGGUGGUGAGCCUCGUGCGGAGCCAAUUCCAAUCUGUGGGUUUUGCCUGGGAACGAAGGAACAGAACCGGGAAAAGAAACGGGAAGAGCUGAUAUCGUGCGCAGACUGUGGUAACAGUGGUCACCCCUCCUGUUUGAAAUUCUCGCCAGAACUCACUGCUCGCGUGAAGGCCUUGCGGUGGCAGUGUAUUGAAUGCAAGACGUGCAGCACCUGCUGGGACCAGGGCAAGAAUGCUGACAACAUGCUGUUCUGCGAUUCUUGUGAUCGGGGAUUCCACAUGGAGUGCUGUGACCCACCCCUCACCAGGAUGCCGAAAGGAAUGUGGGUGUGCCAGAUUUGUCGGCCGCGGAAAAAGGGAAGAAAACUGUUACACAAGAGAGCGGUACAGAUUAAACGACGCUACGUCACGUCAAUAGGACACUCGAAAAACAGAUUAAAGAAGAAGGCAGUCUCGAAAAAUACUCCACCGUUCGACAAAGAGAGGCGAUGUCCCGGGCGAGGCCGCAAGCGCAAAAUCGCCGGUAUGGCCGAGCACACCCAGAACACCCACAGCUCCGGUCUGAAAAUGAACAAGAAAACCAAAGGGCUCAUCGACGGCCUUAGCAAAUUCUUCACCCCUUCUCCCGACGGGCGGAAGCCGCGAGGCGAAGCUCUGGACUUGGCCGAGCAAUACCGGCUCAAGAAAAAGGGGCCACGGAAAUCGAGCACUUCUGACGGCGGCAUGUGGCCCGCAGACAAUCAGGACUCGUGGGGCUGCAAACGAGAAAGCGAAGACGAUCAACUUCUGAGCAAAGAUGUUGUGACCGAGAAAGACCUGGAACUAUUUCAGCACGUUCAGGAUCUAGCGCUGGAGAAAGUUGGAGUCACUGGCCCGCCAGACCCACAGCUCCGCUCUCCCUCUGUUAUUGAGUUUGGGAAGUUUGAGAUCCAGACCUGGUAUUCUUCUCCAUAUCCCCAGGAAUACACCAGGCUACCCAAGCUCUACUUGUGUGAAUUUUGCCUCAAGUACGUGAAGAGCAGAAGCAUCCUGCAGCAGCACAUGAGGAAAUGCAACUGGUUCCACCCGCCAGCUAAUGAGAUUUAUAGGAAAGACAAGAUCUCAGUGUUUGAGGUGGACGGAAACAUCAGUACCAUAUACUGCCAGAACCUGUGCCUCCUGGCUAAACUCUUCCUGGACCACAAGACCUUGUACUAUGACGUGGAGCCUUUCCUGUUCUAUGUGCUCACACAGAACGACUCCAAGGGCUGUCACCUUGUGGGCUACUUCUCCAAGGAGAAACAUUGCCAACAGAAGUACAAUGUGUCCUGCAUCAUGAUUCUUCCACAAUACCAGCGCAAGGGAUAUGGACGGUUUCUCAUUGACUUCAGUUAUCUGCUGUCAAAGCGGGAGGGGCAGGCCGGUUCCCCGGAGAAGCCCCUGUCAGACCUAGGCCGCCUCUCCUACAUGGCGUACUGGAAGAGCGUGAUCUUGGAGUGCCUUUACCACUGCCGUGACAAGCAGCUCAGCAUCAAGAAACUCAGCAAACUGUCAGGGAUCUGCCCCCAGGACAUCACCACCAGCCUGCACCACCUGAAGAUGUUGCAGUUCCGAACUGACCGGUUUCUGGUUAUUCGUCGGGAAAAGCUGAUCCAGGAUCACAUGAUCAAGCUGCGAGCAAACCCACGGCACCCGGAGGUGGAGCCCGACAGCCUGCGCUGGACCCCACUCAUCUUCACCAACUCCGUCGUCUCCGAGGAGGAGGAAGAAGAGGAGGAGGAAGAGGAAGACGAGACUCCGGCACCAAAGAAACAGAGUGGAAACACCAGCGACUUGUGGGAAAAGAAAGAGGUGAACGGUUACACAGCCGUGCAGAACGGCAGGCAAGCAGCAGCUAGUGGGACAGCCUGUAAGAACCGCCUGGACUGCUCAGCGGGCAGCAUUCCUGUCAACAGCGAGAGCAAGAGAAAGCCUUUGAGCGAGAGCAGUGAGGAAGAGGAGGAUGAGGACGACUACGAGGAGGAAGAGGACGAUGACACGAGACCCAGCUCUCCCCCUGUGCUCACCAAACCAGCACUGCGUGGGGUAAAGAGAAAGAGGGUGAUUAUUCAUCGGAAGAAACGGGGUCGUAAACGCAAACAGCACAACAGCAGCGUGGUGACGGAGACCAUCUCGGAGACCACCGAGGUGCUGGACGAGCCCUUCGACGACUCUGACACCGAGCGACCGAUGCCUCACCUGGAGCCCACCUUCGAGCUGGAGGAGGACGAGAGAAACGAGAAGGAACAUCGAGGUGGCCGCGUCUUCAGGAGCCUGUCGCCUAGCGCUGUCGUACGCAAACGCACUUCCUCCAAGCGGAAGGUGGUGGAGAACGGGGUCCCCAAGCAAGCAGAAGGGCCAGACACCCUCGAAGGGUUAAACAACGUGAGGAAAACCAAUGGCAAAGACUUGCCUUCUGUGCCCAAAUCCCCACCAGUGAUACUGAAGCGUAAAAGAGGGUGGCCCAAAGGUGUGAAGCGGGGAACGAUCAAGUGGAAGAGAAAACCGGGCAGGAAACCGGGGUUUAAGCUCACCCGAGCCACCACGCCCGCGGAGAGCGCAGGUUCAACUGGGGCCAUCCCAACCCCCAAACCAGGACGUCCCAACCGCAGCGAGGAAAGGAGGAUCCUGGCCAGCGCAGAGAAGAUGGCCGUCCUUCCCGUCGUUUCCUCAUACAAGAAGGAGGAGGGAGUUGAGGAGGAGGAGGAUGUGGAGGAGGCAGUGCGGGGCGAGGCGCAGAGGACUGCCAGCGUCUCACACAGUCCUGCCCCGAAAGUGGAGGAGCGCGAGGCUGAGGGCGAGGAGAGAGCGGGAGCUGGAGCGGGAGUGGGCGAAAGGGAGGGGCACACGGAUGAGGAGCAGGAGCACGAGGAGGAGGAGGAGGAAGAGGCCAACCAGAACGAGGACCACGACGCUGACGAUGAAGACGAAAGUCACCUGGACGCGGAGGACAAGAAGGGCGAAGAGUGCGCGAAGGAGAGCGUCAAGGAGGAGUCCCCAGCACAGGGAGAAGAGGAAGAAACUUUUUUAGAGGUGAGCGCGGCCGAUAAAAACGCCGAGAGCGAAGCCGUUUUGGAGCCCGACUCGGAGGAAGAGCGCGCCAACGACACGUCGCUGGACUCCGAGCCCGUCCCCGCUUCAGACGAAGACCGGGCGGACGAGCAGGAGAACAAGGAGACGUUGAUACCGGAGUUCAAGGAGGAGGAGGAAGAGGAGGAGGAGGAGGAAGAGGAGGACAUCUCGCACAGCGAACUGGAUCUGGAAACCGUUCAGGCCGUGCAGUCGCUGACGCAGGAGACGAGCGGCGAGCAGGAUGGCACCUACCAAGACUGCGCAGAGACACUGGAGGCUUGUCAGAACCUCCAGAGCUAUAACCAGGCGGAGGAGAGCCCACAGAUCACCAUGGUGGACGACUGUCAGCAAUCAGAACACAACAGCCCCAUCUCCUCGGUCCAGUCUCACCCCAGCCAGUCGGUACGAUCGGUCAGCAGUCCCAGCUUACCUCCACUGGACGGUGGCUACACCCAGAUCAGCCCCGAGCAGGGCUCCCUCUCCGCCCCCUCCAUGCAGAACAUGGAGACCAGCCCCAUGAUGGAUGUGCCCUCGGUCUCUGACCAUUCCCAGCAGGUGGUGGACAGUGGCUUCAGUGACCUGGGAAGCAUCGAAAGCACGACGGAGAACUACGAGAACCCCAGCAGCUACGACUCUACCAUGGGGGGCAGUAUCUGCGGCAACAACGCCUCUCAGACCAGCUGCUCGUACGGGGGCCUGGCGGCUUCCAGCAGCCUGACCCAGAACAGUUGCGUGGUGACCCAGCAGAUGGCCAGCAUGAGCAGCAGCUGUAGCCUCAUGCAGCAAAGCAACGUUCCUCCCGCCCCCAACUGCAGCAUGAAAUCGCCGCAGAGCUGUGCGAUCGACAGACCACCCAGCAACCAGCAGCAGCUGUCCCAGUGCAGCAUGAACAACAGCUUUACGCCAGCCCCCAUGACCCUGAUGGAGAUCCCAGAGGCUGCCAACGCCAGUGGCAUGAGCCUGUACGAGAGGAUGGGUCAGGGAGACUUCAGCGCAGGUGGCUACCCGCAGUCAGCCAAUUUCAGCCUGGCCCGGCUCCAGCAACUCACCAACACCAUCAUGGACCAUCAUGCGAUGCCUUACAGUCACUCCGCCGCAGUGACUUCCUAUGCAACCAGCGUCUCUCUGUCCAACUCGGGCCUGGCUCAGCUGGCCUCGUCACCCCAUGCUCUGGCCGGGACCCCCCAAGCACAAGCCACCAUGACUCCUCCUCCCAACCUGGCCUCGCCCUCUAUGAACCUGGCCUCGCCCCUCCUGCAGUGUAACAUGCCAGCCGGGAACCUGGGGAUUCCGCACACACAGAGGCUGCAGGGCCAGAUGCCCGGCAAAGGCCACAUCUCCAACCGCUCCAAGUCCGCCCCUCUGCCCGCGGCCACAGCAGCCCACCAGCAACAGAUCUACGGACGUAAUACCACCACCGCCCUGGCACAGCGGGCACUCACCGUCCAGCGGGGCAUGAACAUGGGCGUGAAUCUCAUGCCCGCCCCCACCUACAACGUCAACUCCAUGAACAUGAACACGCUGAAUGCCAUGAACAGCUACCGGGUCAGCCAGCCUAUGAUGAACAGCGGUUACCACGGGAACGCAGCCUACAUGAACCAAACAGCCCAGUACCCUAUGCAGAUGCAAAUGGGCAUGAUGGGCAGCCAGGCGUAUGGGCAGCAACAAUUGCAGUCUACCCCUCACAGUAACAUGAUGUACUCAGCCCCCUCGCAUCACAGUUACAUGAACGCCGGUAUGCCCAAGCAAUCAAUAAACGGUCCUUACAUGAGGAGAUGAAGGACACAGUCACCUGUCGCCACAGCCACACCACGAGUGAACUGUUUAUACUGACGAGAGUCGAGGAAAAUUUCAAUUAAAAGCGAUCGCGGUAGACAUAGGAAUUUCAAGAACUGCUUUAGGGCCAACGUUGGGAGAGCCUUGGCCUUAAUUUCCCAGCCAAGAGACACAGCGAGCGAGAGAGAGAGAGAGAGAGAGAGAGAGA